Molecule: messenger RNA, 1385 nt
Organism: Bemisia tabaci
Lineage: Eukaryota; Metazoa; Arthropoda; Insecta; Hemiptera; Aleyrodidae
Product: retinol-binding protein pinta
Cellular component (GO): membrane
Molecular function (GO): phosphatidylinositol bisphosphate binding
Source: RefSeq, a predicted model, not a curated record
ACUCAUUACAGUCUCUUCAAAUUGGCUCUACUUAGUGGAGACAGUUUUAUUGAUUUGGUGGUUGUGGUUAGUGACGGAUCUUCGGUGUCAGUAUGAUCUCUACCAUUAAGGAUAGUUGUUUCAGGAUACCGUAAAAUUGAAGCCCUCACUCAAGAGUAUGGAUAUUGAACAAAUGUUGACUCCGGAAGGGAUCCAGCGAGAUGUGGAAUCUUUGAAAGAGUGGAUGUCCAAAGAGCCACAUCUGCCGAAGAUUGAAGACGAAGAAUGGAUCAAAACCUUCUUGCACCACAACAAGUAUAGACUGGAGAAGACUAAGAAGAAAAUAGACAACUACUACUCCUUUCGCAGCAAAUAUCCAGAGGUUCUGAGAAAUCGAGACCCACAAGGGAAGGAUAUUAUCCAAGCACGAGAAGCAUUCACUAUUUGUUUAUCCGAUAAAUGGACCAAGGAGGGCGAACGUAUUGUCUUCAUGAGACCGAGCCAAGACACGAGCAUCUUCGAUAUCAAGGACAAUCUGAAACUUUUGUUCAUGAUCACGGAUCUCUACUAUCUGGAGCGAGACCGGCAUCAACACUCCUUGACAAUUGUAGACUGCUCGGAGCUGAGCUACACGCACUUCCUCAAGUCUCUUCCUUGGUUAAAAACCGGGAUGGAGAUCUUCUUCACGGCCUACUCGGACAGGCUCAAAGCGUAUCACGUCAUCAAUGCUGGGCCCGGUAUCGACAGGGUUUUGAACGGCUUCAAGAGUUUUCUCCCGAAAAAAAUCGCCGAGAGGUUCUUCGUCCAUCCCUCCACCAAGGAUUUAGUCCGCAUGGUUGAUGAGAACGUCGUUCCCUGUGAUUUGGGGGGCAAGGGCCCCCGUUUGGCCGAAUAUGAUGAUUACACGGCGAAGCUUUUGGAAAAACACAGGGAUUGGUACUUGACACAGGAUGUCGUGGCAUCCAACGAGGAUAUGCGUCGAAAAGCCCACAAAAUGGACGAAGUUGAACAAAUGACGGGAUCCUUUAGGAAAAUUGAGGUCGACUAAACAACUUCAACUCCGUGGGCCCUUCAACGAUGACCACCACUUCAAUCUCCCUUUCCCCCGCAACCUCCAUCCAUCAACCCUCCUCGACAAACUCGUCUACUAAAGUUGAGUACUUUUCAUCAAAAUUGGUGAUAGGAGAUGGUUGGUUUCCGUGAUUUAUAAUUUAGAGUUCCUACGUUGAAAUUUAUAGUGGUAAAAAAUGUUUUUUUCUUGUCCCAACGAUUCGAACGAUUUUUCUGCUCAACGAUAUUGUAAUUAAUUGGUGCUGAAUAAUUUCUCGAAGUACGGAAUCUAUUUAAUAAUUGUUCAUGUAAAUAUUAGUGUAAAUAAAGUAUCCAGAAUGGGAAAUUUUUUCCAA